Messenger RNA from Arachis ipaensis, 1386 nucleotides. NCBI's taxonomy places the organism in Eukaryota, Viridiplantae, Streptophyta, Magnoliopsida, Fabales, Fabaceae. The record is from RefSeq and is a predicted model, not a curated record.
AUGUCUUGGAAUGUUAGAGGUGUGGCUAGUUGUGCCUUUAGACGCACCUUAAAAGAAUUCUUAAGACAAUACAAUCUUGACAUUGUGAUCCUGUUGGAAACAAAAGUUAGCGGUAAUAAUGCUAGAAGAAUUAUCCAAGGUGCUGGUUUCAACUAUUUCAUUAUUGAGGAAGCUCAAAGUUUUAUAAGAGGAAUUUGGAUAUGCUGGAAGGACAACAGUAUCUCUAUUACAACAUUAGAAUCUAACCAGCAAUUCAUACAUACAAGAGUGCAGCGUCACAACCAAGAUCCCUGGUGCCUCACAGCGGUUUAUGCAAGUCCACAACCAAAUAAUAGAAGAGUGAUUUGGCAGAGUAUUGAAAGAACAGCAAAAAACAUGGGAGAACCUUGGCUGUUAAUAGGAGAUUUUAACGAGAUAAAAGAUGGCACUGAGAAAAAAGGUGGCAGACCUAUUGAUCUUAGAAUGUGUAGAAAUUUUGCUAAUUGGAUCGAUAGAUGCGGAUUAGUAGAUCUAGGAUUUAUAGAAACUAGGUUUACCUGGAGAGGGCCGCAAUGGGAAGGAUACGACAGAGUUUUCAAAAGAUUGGAUAGGGCUCUAUCUAAUCCCUCGUGGAGAACCAAAUUUCAAGAAGCAGUUGUUAAAGUCCUGCCUAGAACCAAAUCUGACCACCAUCCUCCUUUGUUAAUGAAAAAUGAAGGAACAGAUUGUAGGAAUGGCAGACCUUUCAUAUUCGAAGCUAUGUGGUCAAUGCACCCGGAUUUCAGGCCGUUUUUGGAAAAACAUUGGAAAGAGGACAUCAUGUUCAUUCAAAACCUCAACAGUCUCAAAAAAGAUCUAAGUAAAUGGAACAAAGAGGUCUUCGGAAAUAUCUUCAAGACAAAGAGAAGACUUUUAAACAGAAUCAAUGGCAUCCAAAAAAGCAUUAGCUAUGGGAAAAACCAUUUUUUGGAUAAUUUGGAAACAAACCUAAAAAGAGAAUUAGAAGACAUUCUUGACAAAGAGGAAGCUCUCUGGCUCAAAAAAUCUAGAGAGCAGUGGAUGGUUGAAGGGGAUAGAAACACAAAGUUCUAUCACACUAAAGCCAUUAUAAGAAGAAGAAAGAACAAGAUUCACAAGCUUAGAGAUGCUAAUGAAAAUUGGAUAGAGGAGAAACAAGAACUGAAAGAUCACAUCAUUAAUUCCUAUAAAAGACUUUACCAAGAAGAGGUAAUUAUCACUCCGCUACGGAUAGAUAAUAUAAACAUGCCUAACUUGGACCCUUUGGUUUGCAGGAAUAUGGAGAUGAUACCAACAGAUAUGGAGAUCAAAAAGCUCCUUUUAAGCAUUGGUUCCCUCAAGGCUCCAGGAGAGGAUAGAUUCCCAGCCAUUUUCUUUAAAAACAACUAG